Petromyzon marinus (sea lamprey) is the source of this 8365-nucleotide messenger RNA. It is a transcript of the gene LTBP1, whose product is annotated as latent transforming growth factor beta binding protein 1. NCBI's taxonomy places the organism in Eukaryota, Metazoa, Chordata, Hyperoartia, Petromyzontiformes, Petromyzontidae. The record is from RefSeq and is a predicted model, not a curated record. Gene Ontology annotation, molecular function: calcium ion binding.
GAUUGCAAUAGGCCCGCCAGGGCGGUGACGCACAUCAAGAGGGCCGGCGCGUUCCACACGAUUGGCCCCACACGCAACCACAGUGGUGGGUGAACAUUGGCCGCAAGUUGGGGAGUUUCCCCCCCACAGGCCCCGCCACUGGGAGGCGGGAACUCCCCGGCAACGCGUGGGCCGCGCGUGGAUGCGGUUCGGGGGAUAAGUCAUGUGUAGCCCGCGGGCAGUGAGCUCACACUGAGCGGUGGCUUGCAUGGGAUGGGACCCCCCUUUCCUAACGUUCUCUUUUUAUCUGGCGGGACCCCCCCCCACUCUUGUUCUGGUAGGACUCCGUGUAGGUCACUAUUUUGGAAGCCACUACCUUCCCUCCUCCCCUAUUCGCGAGACCACACUUUUCUUUUUUCGACUAGUGGGACUCCAAUAUUAACGGACUCUACCCCGUCAUCCUCAGUGGAACCCUGAAGUCAGUAGAGUUUUGACCCCUCUAUCCUGGUGGGCCCCAUUUCCAUAUAACUUCCUCCUGGUAGGCACUUAUUACUCCCUCUUGUUAGAACUCUACAUCUGGUGAUGCUCUAUAAUUGUCCUGGUGGGGUCCCGCUUCUACUGUUCUAGUGGGGGUUUGCUGUCUUCUGGUGGAGGUGUUCCUCUCCAUUAUAUUGGGAGCUCUGCUUUCUAGUUAACCCCUUCGUUGUACCUGCUUUUUAAAACUUUCCCGAUGGGUCAUCUUGUGCUUUGAUGUGUGUCCCCUCUUCAUUUUCUUGGUAGGACCUCUUCCAACUUCGCAAUAAUGGGCCCUAUCUCCUCGUGAAAGAGCCUUUUAUUUACUCGGGGCAGCGAUCUCCAACUUCCUUCCCCUCGUGGUGAAGGUUCCCCCAGCUGGUGCCCAAAGCCUCGCCCUUUCCCGGCGAAGUCCCACCGCGUGGUGGGGUCAAUCCCCCUCCGAGUGGAAGUGGCCUCUCUCCUCCUGGUAGUGGGGGUCCUGUCCCGGCGCACCCUUCCACUCCUCCCCCUUCUCCUCCUCCUCCAGCCUUCGCUAGCCACCUCCCCCGCCUCUUUAUUAAGGUGAAUGCUGUAAAUCCCAGGAAGGCAAUCCGCACGCAUUCCGAGCGCCAGGACCCACGACCCGGUCGAGACGCAGGUCGCGUCCCAGCGUCCCCCAGGAAGAAGCGACCUUCGGCGGCCCUCCGGUUCCGCCACCCCGGGCUCUCGGCCACCCAGGGCCCCCUGCGGAGAAGAGGCGCAAGGAGGCAUGGCGAAGGUCGCCGUCUGCCCGUGCCGCUGUCUGUGCCUGCUGCUGCUGCUGGCCGUGUUGGCUGGGGCUCAACAUAGGAGCUACCGAAGGGUCUUCACAUACGUGGUGCAGCAGCAGCAGCAGCAGCAGGGACAGCAGCAACAGCAGCAGCAGCAGCUUGAGCAGCAGAUCGCGCAGUCUCACCGCGUAGCCGGCUUCAGGGACAGCCCCGUGCGCCUCCGCGCCGCGUACGGCGCCGAGGGGGCGCUGCCCCUGCGGGCCCGACCCGGCACGGGGACCCAGCAGCAUCAUCAUCAUCAGCAGCAGCAUCAUCAUCAUCAUCAGCAGCAGCAUCAUCAGCAGCAGCAGCAUCAUCAGCAAGGCUCGGCUCCACGGCAGGCAGCACAGCUCCCCGGGCCGAACAUUUGUGGAGCACAGUGCUGCCCAGGAUGGAGCCAGAGCCCCGGCUCCCAGAUGUGCACCAAACCGGUUUGCUCACCGCCGUGCCAGAACGGAGGCAUGUGCGUGCAGCCCCAGGUGUGUGCCUGUCCUGCUGGCAAGUGGGGGCCGUCCUGCGCAGACAGUAACCCCCAGGCCGCAGCCGCUGGUGCCGGUGGGGUACCCAGCCAGAGUCGCACAGCUUCGCUCUCUCGUACCGCACACAUGACCCUCACCGUCAAGCACCAACCGUCUGUGCGGAUGGUGCCACACAAGGGCCAGCAACAGUCACACUCAAUGCAGUCUGCGCCACUUAGCAUGGCCAUGCAACGUCGGACAUCCCAACCACUCCUGCUCAAGCCUAAGGUCUUCAGCCACCAGCUCGUGUCGGCCAGUGGAGGACGUCCUGCCCAUCCCGGCCCCAACGCCUUGCCCUCGGGGCACAGCCAGCAUGGGCUUCUCAGCUCUGAACAUGUGCCUUAUGCCGGCAACCUGAGCGCGAGCGGAUCGAUGGGGCGCAUCAAGGUGGUCUUCACGCCCACCAUCUGCAAGGUGACGUGCACCAACGGGAAGUGCCAGAAUACCUGCGAGAAGGGCAACACGACAACGCUGAUCAGCGAGAACGGCGAGGGGGCUGACAUGCUGACGGGCUCCGGGUUCCGCGUCGUGGUGUGUCCCAUCCCGUGCCGGAACGGAGGCAGCUGUCAGACGCGGGAUAAGUGCCGCUGCCCGGCGAACUUCACGGGGAAGUUCUGUCAAAUCGCCGUGCAGUCGCCCAGGGCCUCCGAGGAGCAGGGGGCAGUGGCGGGCAGCCAGGGCUUGUCGCUCACUCGCUCGACCUUCACCAUCCCCGUGUCGGGGGUGCACGCCGGAGCUGCUACCCACGUGAAGAUAUCGCCGAGUGUAGCGAACGUGCACGUGCGGCACCCGCAGGCGGCCUCCGUGCAGGUGCACCAGGUGUCGCGCGUCGAGGGGUCUCUGCAGACGGGCCCAGGCCAUCAUUACAAGCGGGACCACCAGCACCACAGUCACAGCCAAAGUCACAGCCAAAGCCACAGCCAAAGUCACAGCCAAAGUCACAGCCAAAGUCACAGCCAAAGCCACAGCCACGGGCAGAUUCCGCACCAUUCGCAGUUGCAGCAGCAGCAACAGCAGACGUACACCUACCCGAUACAGCAGCCUGCGUCCCAGCCCAGGCCUCAGCCCAAGCCGCUUGGCCGCUGCUUCCAGGAGACCAACCCAGGGCAGCAGUGCGGCAAACCACUGCCGGGACUCCUCAAGCAGGAGGACUGCUGCGGUAGUGUGGGCAGCUCCUGGGGCUUCAAUAAGUGCAGCAAGUGUCCAGCCACAGCCGUUCAGACACAGCCUGGGAGCAGUGCCAUGGUCGAGUGCACACAGGGCUUCAAGAGGGAGAGUGCAACCCAGUGCCGAGAUAUCAACGAGUGCCUGAUCCAGGGCGCGUGCCCCAAUGCCGACUGCCUCAACACCCAAGGCAGCUACAGGUGCAUCUGCAAGUCGGGCUUCACCCUGGAUUCCACCACCAAUCGCUGCAUAUCCAACAAGGCGCUGGCGGAGGAGAAGGAGCUGUGUUUCCACAUGGUGGUGGAGCACCGCUGCCAGCACCCCCUGCCUGUGCCCGUGUCCCGGCCCGUGUGCUGCUGCUCCGUGGGUGUGGCCUGGGGCUCCGACUGCCAGCGUUGUCCCGCCAAAAACUCGGAUGCCUACGUUGAGAUCUGCCCGGCGGGGCCGGGGCUGGUCUACCACCGCAAUCCCGACCCCGUCGUCAUGGAAACCAUCUGGCUGCACCCUCCACGGCCCGAUGAUACGGUUCCCAACGAGGCACCGCCACUGCCGGCACCGACCACCCGGCCCACGCCCGCCGCUCCACCUCCCACCGCGCCUGUUCCACGUAGGGAAGCAAUGACAACUCCACCCCAGCGUGAACCCACAAUACAAAUGAAAGAGCGGCUUAUUUCAACUGUGGCACCGAAGCAGGUGGACCCCGAGGUGACCACGAAGAAAAACGCACUAAGCAUCAUUACUCCCGAGGAGCCUGACACAGGCCCGAGGGAGUCGGAUAUCUGCUUGCUGCGGCCGAAUAUCUGCGGGCCCGGCCAGUGCUACAACCUGGACGUGGGCUACACUUGCACGUGCCAUUUUGGCUACCAGUACAACGAGCAGCUGGGCCGCUGUGACGAUAUUGACGAGUGCAGCACGGUGCCACGGCUCUGUGCCAACGGGCGGUGUGAGAACGUCAUUGGCAGCUUCCGCUGUAUCUGCAGACCCGGAUUCAUUUUUGAUGACUCUGGAGCAGAGUGUCAAGAAGUGGACGAGUGCAUGUCCGACCCAUGCCAAGGCAAGGGGCGCUGCAUCAAUAUACCUGGCUCGUACGCCUGCCAAUGCAACCAUGGCUACAUGCCCGUCGGACGGAACAAUUUCAAGACCUGCCAGGACAUCAACGAAUGUCUAAAGGUGAACAAGUGCAUCGGUGGCCGCUGCAUCAACCUGCCCGGAUCGUAUCGCUGCGAGUUCUGUGACGCGGGACACGUGAUGAACACGCGUGGCCAGUGCGAAGAUGUGAACGAGUGCCGCAACCCCAACACCUGCCCCACUGCCAAGUGCGUGAACACGCCGGGUUCCUAUGAGUGCGUUCGCUGCCCCAGUGGCUUCGAGGGCCGCAACGGUCACUGCAUCGAUGUCGACGAGUGUGCGGACGGGAACGUGUGCAGCAACGGGAUUUGCGCCAACACGGAAGGCUCUUAUUCGUGCACACCUUGUGGCACCGGCUUCCGCUUGACCUCCAAUGGCAAGGCCUGUGAAGACAUUGAUGAGUGUCAGAAUGGGAUUGUGUGUGGAGGCGGAGAUUGUGUGAACACUCGGGGCUCCUUCCAGUGCGAAUGUCAGCCCGGCUACCAUCUGUCCAGUGGCGGGGACCAGUGUGAAGAUGUGGAUGAGUGCAGGGAGGGAGCCUGCCAGGAUGGCGAGUGCCGGAAUUUGCCUGGCUCCUUUUCCUGCGUCUGCCCUGCCGGCUAUGAGCUAACAGCCAACCAGCGCUGCACCGAUAUUAACGAGUGCCUCUCAGAGUCUGUGUGCGAACCCCAUGGGGACUGCCUCAACACCGAUGGAUCCUUCUACUGUGUGUGCCAUCAUGGUUAUAAAUCCUCUGCCAACGGACGCUUCUGCAAAGAUGUGGAUGAGUGCUCAGAGGGGCAGCAGUGCCCUGGCGGGCAGUGCGUGAACACGGAGGGCUCGUUUACUUGCGAAUGUGAACCUGGCCUGCGCCUCAAUCCAGGCACCCACACCUGCGUAGACAUUGAUGAGUGUGCGGAGUUUGACAGCAGCCGCUGUGGCUCCUGGCGCUGUGAGAACACGCACGGCUCGUACCGCUGCGUGCAGGCCUGCGACCGGGGCUACAGGCUCUCCUCCACAGCCGAGUGCCAAGACAUUGACGAGUGCCUGGACGACACAGUGUGUGGCCGUAACGGAUUCUGCGAGAACACAGAAGGCUCAUUUAGAUGCCUCUGUGACCAGGGCUACCAUGACCUUCAGGAUGGCCAGGAAUGUAUAGAUGUGAACGAGUGCGAGAUGUUUAGCAGUGUGUGUGGCGACGAUGCCCUCUGUGAGAACGUGGAAGGUUCCUUCCUGUGCAUUUGUCAGCAACAUAACAAGGAGUUUGACACCAUGUCUGGAAAGUGUGUUGAUCGCCAUUCAAUUGUGGACUCUCGGGCACCGGGGGUGGAGACCAAGGAAUGCUAUGUCAACCUCAACGAUGCCAACUUUUGUGACAACGUUCUGGCUGUCAAUCUGACGCGGCACGAGUGCUGCUGUACCCUUGGCGCGGGCUGGGGUGACAACUGUGAGAUCUAUCCGUGCCCCGUCCUUGGCUCAGUGGAGUUCAAGAACCUUUGCCCUCAUGGAAAGGGAUUCAUUCCAAAUGAAGAUAUAGUGUAUGACACCAUCCCCCAAGAUUUCAAAGAUGCAGAUGAAUGCAUCCUGUUCGGCCAGGAGAUUUGCAAACGUGGCACCUGCCAUAACACGGAGCAUGGAUACAAGUGCUUCUGCAAGUCAGGCUUCUACUACGACCGGCAGAAACUGGAGUGUCUCGACGUGGACGAGUGCACGGACGAGUGGAGCUGCGAGGGAGGGAGCUGCGUGAACACGGACGGCUCCUUCGACUGCUUCUGUCGCCCACCCCUCAUCCUGGACUCCAACGGCAAGCGCUGUGUCAACAGCUCGGGCCUCCUGGAGCGACAUGAAGAGGAGGACGCCGAGAUGCUGAUGAGCAUGUGCUGGCGGGCGAUGGGCAAUGACUUCAUGUGCAGCCAGCUCAUCCUGGGCAAAGAGACAACCUACACUGAGUGCUGCUGUCAGUACGGGGAGGCAUGGGGACCGGACUGUGCGCUCUGUCCAGAACGCAACACUGAUGAUUUUGCACAACUGUGCAACAUCCCGCGAGGUGGAGACCCGGACAUGCGGCGAGUGUCUGGGCAGGGACGCGGCGGCUCGGGCUCGUGGAUCGCCCGCCAAGAUGACAGGGGACUGGUGUCUGGCCAAAGGUACCCAGCCAGCCGUGGGGGCCCACAACCCCAGGAGUUGCUGGCCGGGUCCCUGCCGCUGUUCGUGCCUGUGGAGAGGGACGAUAGACUGUUUGACAGCUUUGAGGGCCUGCAGGCACAGGAGUGUGGCAUCCUGAACGGAUGCGAAAACGGGCGAUGCGUUCGUGUCCCCGAAGGGUACACGUGUGACUGUUAUGACGGGUACCAGCUAGACCUUUCCCGCAUGGUGUGCACCGAUGUGAACGAGUGCGAGGAGCUCAACGAACGCAUGUCACUCUGCCGCAAUGCCAAGUGCAUGAACACGCAGGGCUCCUACAGAUGCGCGUGCCUGCCCGGCUUUGUGCCUUCGCAGCAGCCCAACUUCUGUGUCAAGAUUCAAAAUGAGCGCGAAAACAGACACAAACGAAAAUCAAACCACAAUUAAAACGGCAAGAGCCAGAUCACUUAGCAUUGCAACGACUUACGACUCGCCUGUGUGAAGGAUUGCACAAUCCGGGCCAGCAGACCUCUUUCGCUCUCCAGCUGUCGGAUAUCACGAUUCAACACAGGUUUUGAGUCAAGCUGCCCUUGGAGGAAAGUACUUUUCUUCAAUUGUGUCGACAUAGAAUGAUAUGGCAGCUGACAUAGAUGAGCAAGUCUCGGCAUGUUUCCGAAGUGACUAGUAGUAAAUAUAUUGAGAAUUAAACCGAUUAAAAGCCCACUAUUUGUGUAGCUAAUGUUGAGAUGGUGUGUGUCCUCAGAGGGGAUGUCAGUCAAGAAACAAAUGCAGAUGCAUAUGUUGCUUUUUGAAGCCUUAAAAACAGUGACCAGAACGUCACCUACAUUUCAAAUGUCGAAUGAAAAAUCUUCAGCAGUUAUGUAUUGUUUUGAAAUCUAUUGCUCUAGUUACUGUAUUUCAUGCAGACUAAUAUAUUAUUUAGUUAGAUUUUUUUUAAGUACUGCAUAGCAAAAUACUUGUGUACCAUUUUAAUGAAAUGUCUAUUUUUUGUUCUACGUCUUCCUAAUAAUUUUAAUUAGUAGUUCUGCAGGACUGAAACUUACUGUAAAUGAUAAACAAAAAGUGUUUGUGUUGCAAGGUAAUCCACGGUUUAGGGUUUUUUUCUAUUGCAAUUAUGCACACACAGAAUACUGUAGUUAUGUUGUCAUCUCUGCCCUGUGGAGCAGAAAUGCUAAUGUUGUAUGACCCAUUUUUUUCUUCACAUGGGCAAAAUAAAAACCAAGACUUUUUUUUUCAUAGACAGCUGGUUUAGCUGUUGCGUUAUAUAAAAUUAGAAUGUUUGCUAUGUGUAAGUUAAUUAUUGCCUAUUCAAGUGCUGUAUUCAAGCCUUUUCCAAAGAAUUAAAAGAGUAUUAGCUUUUGGUUUGUUUAAAUGUGUUUUUUGCUUCCCAUGAGUGCCGGAGGUUUGCCAUUUUAAUUCCUCUUUGGUGACAAUGAGAGCUCGCUUCCCAGGGGAAUACACCAAAGAAGUGAAAGCGCACACCACUACCACCACUCGAGACACGGCUUCACCCAAAAGGAGCAGCGAUGAAUGGCACGAGCAUUCUGUCAAAUACCACAGUGGCAUUAAAAUAAUCGCCAGAAAUAACGAGACCAAUUCAAAGCGUACAACGAUGUGUUAACUCGGUAGGCAUUAUCACGAUGCUUUUAAAUGGUAUACAGUAUUGUAAUUCUUAACAUAAUUGCACUUAUUCUGUUAUAGCUAGUGCUUAGCGCUACGGCUGCAGAAGGCAACCAAUGGGAUCGUGUAAUCGCAGUGUAAUACAUUUUGAAUGCUCUUCACUAACUUUUAAAUGAAGUAUGUUUUCGCCAACAUUAUGCAUUGUUAAUGGUCAGCAGUUACCGGUUGUAACCCACCGUGACCAUCAGUACCUCCGAUUAGCACGGUUGACGACGUCCGGUUGCUAAAGAAGUUCAACUUGCAUACAACGCAACAUUGUUAGUAAUGUAGUCAUUUUUGUAUUGGAGAGGGUGUCACGUGAGUGUCAAUGCUCACUUUCAUUGGGAUGUGUGGCCAAUCCCUUAAUAUAGUAUUUAUACAGAUGCAGGCACACUGUGUAUGAAUUAAGAAAUGACAGUGUAAACGUAUAACAAUCACCAAUUAAAAGUAGAAUAACUUAAUUUACAUGAAUAAAAUUUUCGUAUUAUU